Messenger RNA from Desarmillaria tabescens, 1380 nucleotides. RefSeq names its product oxalate decarboxylase. The record is from RefSeq and is a predicted model, not a curated record. NCBI's taxonomy places the organism in Eukaryota, Fungi, Basidiomycota, Agaricomycetes, Agaricales, Physalacriaceae. Gene Ontology annotation, biological process: oxalate metabolic process. The transcript has 18 exons. Gene Ontology annotation, cellular component: outer membrane-bounded periplasmic space. The coding region runs from base 1 to 1380 and encodes 459 amino acids.
AUGAUCAAAGUCUCCUCCAUUCUAUUGGCUGUUUUCCUAACGAAUUUCGUGGGAGGCGCUCCUACCAGCCGUAACUCCUCCUCUACCGAUGCCAGUGUCACAACGUCGUUCACUGAGGUUGUGUCGAGUACUGCGAUCCCGACUUCGACAGAUACCUCCUUCGAAGAGACGACUACUGUCGGUUUUAUCUCCACCAACCCUAACAACGUCUUGUGGAACGACAGCAGCGACCCCUCUGUAGUGACCCCCGAACGUGGGACACUCGGUGCACCCAUUAUGGGGCCGGAUAACAUACCGCUCGAUCUACAAAAUCCUGACCUUUUGGCACCACCGACCACUGACUCUGGAACACUUCCCAACGCCAAAUGGCCUUUCUCCCUUAGCCAUAACCGUUUACAAACCGGGGGAUGGGCGCGCCAACAGAACAUUCAGGUUAUGCCUAUCGCUACUCAGAUGGCUGGUGUCAACAUGCGACUUGAACCGGGAACCUAUAGUGAGCUCCACUGGCACACGACGUCAGAGUGGGCGUACGUGUUAAAGGGAUCGACUCAAGUCACUGCAGUUGACGCAGAUGGCCGAAACUACCUUGCUACAGUGUAUCCUGGUGAUUUGUGGUACUUCCCUCCUGGUGUGCCUCACUCUCUACAGGCCACCGGAGACGAUGAAGAGGGUUCCGAGUUCCUUCUUGUAUUUGAUAGUGGAGACUUUAAUGAAGACGCCACAUUCCUGUUGACCGAUUGGUUGGAUCAUGUUCCCUAUGAAGUCAUCCGAAAGAACUUCCAAGUCAGUAACCCGGAUGCGUUCGCGCACAUCCCGGCACAUGAGCUUUACAUCUUCCCAGGCCCUGUUCCCGACGAUGAUGCAACUGCCCCGGAAGAUCCUCAAGGAACGGUCCCUAAUCCCUUCUCGUUCCCGCUCUCUCAAAUCAAUGCCACUCAGUAUUCGGGCGGAUCCGUGAAGAUUGCGGAUUCCACCACAUUCACUGUCUCUACGACUAUCGCCAUGGCCGAGGUGACCGUUAAUCCCGGCGCAAUGCGGGAGCUGCACUGGCAUCCUACGAUGGAUGAAUGGAGCUUCUUCAUGCAAGGUACCGCAAGAAUGACCAUCUUCGCAUCGGAAGGUACUGCCAACACAUUCGAUUACCAGCCUGGCGACAUCGGUUACGUGCCGACGGCUUACGGCCACUACGUCGAAAAUACUGGAAAUACGACAUUAAAGUACUUAGAAAUCUUCAAGUCGGAUCGCUUCCAGGAUAUCAGUCUUAACCAGUGGUUGGCUUUGACUCCUCCCGAGUUAGUUCAAGCCCAUUUGAACUUGGACAAUGAGACUAUUAGCCAGCUUUCCAAAGUUAAGCCAGUCGUAAUUGGACCUAGUGCUUGA